Messenger RNA from Hyaena hyaena (striped hyena), 2644 nucleotides. RefSeq names its product ankyrin repeat domain 34A (gene ANKRD34A). Gene Ontology annotation, molecular function: protein binding. Bases 294 to 1802 code for a protein of 502 amino acids. Lineage: Eukaryota; Metazoa; Chordata; Mammalia; Carnivora; Hyaenidae. The transcript is spliced from 2 exons. The record is from RefSeq and is a predicted model, not a curated record.
CCCGGGGCGCACCGGGAGGAGGGACCAGGAUCCGGUGCCGGGGCGCAGAUACUGACACCAAGGGAAUCCAGGUGCCCCUCCCCACGCCAUGUGGGCCCCCGGGAACCCGGUUCCGCCACCCCUGCUGCCCCAUGGCCUUGGCCUCAGUCCUGGCCCCUUGGAGAUCCUGCGGACAUUCAGGGAUUGGCUUCGCCACUGAGCCCUCGGGCUUCCGCCAGCCACCACCCCCACGCCCCUAGACCUCGGCGGGCCCCAGUCCCGGCUCCAUUGGUGCUUUCGCCCCAGCCGCAGCUAUGCUGCACACCGAGGGCCACGCUCUUCUUCGGGCCGUGGGUCAGGGUAAGCUACGCUUGGCCCGUUUGCUUCUGGAGGGAGGCGCCUACGUGAACGAGGGUGAUGCCCAGGGUGAGACUGCGCUAAUGGCGGCCUGUCGGGCCCGUUACGACGACCCCCAGAACAAGGCACGCAUGGUACGCUACCUCCUGGAGCAAGGCGCGGACCCCAACAUCGCAGACCGCCUGGGGCGCACCGCGCUCAUGCACGCUUGCGCCGGGGGAGGGGGCGCCGCCGUGGCGUCGCUGCUCCUUGCCCACGGCGCAGACCCCUCGGUGCGAGAUCACGCCGGCGCCUCGGCGCUCGUCCACGCCCUGGACCGCGGGGACCGCGAGACCCUUGCCACGCUGCUGGACGCCUGUAAGGCCAAGGGCACCGAGGUCAUCAUCAUCACCACCGACACCUCACCCUCGGGAACCAAGAAGACACGGCAGUAUCUCAAUUCCCCACCGUCCCCGGGGGUGGAGGACCCAGCUCCCGCCCCUCCCAGCCCGGGGGUCUGCACAUCGCCUUCGGAAAUCCAACUGCAGCCUGCGGGAGGAGGAGGAGGAGGAGGGGGAGGAGGACGGGCGCUGCUAUCUCCUCGCGCUCAGGAAGAAGAGGAGAAGCGGGACGUCUUCGAAUUCCCUCUUCCUAAGCCCCCCGAGGACCCCUCCCCUUCUGAGCCGCUCCCCAAACCCUCCCGUCACCCUCCAAAACCACUCAAAAGGCUCAACUCCGAGCCCUGGGGUCUAGUGGCCCCUCCUCAACCCGUCCCGCCCGCGGAAGGGAGGCCGGGGAUCGAGCGCCUGACCGCCGAAUUCAACGGCCUGACCCUGACCGGUCGACCCCGGCUUUCCAGACGUCACAGCACUGAAGGCCCGGAGGACCCGCCUCCGUGGGCGGAGAAAGUGACGGGCGGGGGUCCUCUCUCGCGCCGAAACACCGCGCCCGAAGCUCAGGAGUGCGGCCCCCCUUCGGGGCUGAGGCAGAAACUGAGCCGCAUGGAGCCGGUGGAGCUCGAUACGCCCGGGAAUAUCUGUCCCGACUCUCCGGAGUGCGGCCGCCCGUCGCUGGAGCGCCGCCGGUACAGCGCCUCCCCGCUGACCCUCCCUCCGGCCGGCUCGGCUCCCUCGCCGCGCCAGUCCCAGGAGAGCCUGCCCGGGGCCGUGUCUCCGCUGAGCGGCCGGAGGCGGAGUCCCGGGCUGCUGGAGCGGAGGGGCUCGGGGACGUUGCUCCUGGACCACAUCGCGCAGACGCGGCCUGGCUUCCUGCCUCCGCUCAACGUCAGCCCCCACCCUCCCAUCCCCGACAUUCGCCCCCAACCCGGAGGCCGGGCGCCUUCGCUGCCCGCCCCUCCCCAGGCGGGGGCGCCGGCCUCCCCUAGGACCAAGCGCAAGUUGGUGAGGCGCCACUCGAUGCAGACUGAGCAGAUCCGCCUGCUAGGGGGCUUCCAGAGUCUAGGCGGGCCCGGGGAGCCGGGGCGCUGAGAGGAGUGAGAGGAGUCAAGGAGGGUGGGGAUCAGGACCUUGAUGGGACAGGUGGGAGAACCAGCUCACACACACACCACGGACACGGGGGUCUCUUGCAUGUGCUCAUGGGCACGGUACACGCACACGGGGGUACAGAAAGUGUCCAUAAGCACAGUACUCUUAUUCGCAGAGAAGGGUAAGUACUCUAUUUACUGGGCAUACUGACACACGCAUUCAUGUCCUGGUCACUUCACAUGCAUAUGGGAAUUACUUGGGGACCCAUCCCUAGGAAUGGCACACACAGGGCCACUUGUGCUAGGGCCCCCCGUGGGUCCCAAACUCACUUGCAUCUGUUCAGAAGCAGUAGGGAGCCCCUACCUAUGGGGUGUCUCCAAUCUGUUUGCCCUCUUGCAAAAGCAAUCCCCUGCUUUCCAUGUAUGCCCUGCAACGCAGCUCCUUCAUGACUCUGCACACGACGCCCUGUUCCUGAAUAUCCUACUCCCUUGUGUAGGUCUUGCUUCUCUCUCCGGGCCUGGCUCCUUUCACACCCUGCUUCAGCCCUAACCACUUUUCAGGAUCUCUUCUUCACUUUUCCUUGGGGGUUUCCUGCAGCAAUCCCCAGCCUCAGUUCUGCUGCUGCCCUUCUUGCUCUCAGCUUUACUUCUCAGCUUCCUGCCUUUUAUUCCCACCUAGUCCCCCUAACCAAUCAACAGGUUGUCUCAUUUUCCCAGGGAGUGGGUCAUGGGCUCGACGCUGCUCUUCUGUCUGAGCUUAUGAACACCCCCACUGGUAGACGUGGGGAGUAGCCCUAAAUCACUCUUCUCUCCACUUGACAUAUCAAAUAAAUGUGUUCAGAAGUC